UUGAUUGAUGAAAGAACAUUAAGGGAUGAUACAAAAAAUGUAAAUCUUGAUUCUUUUUCGGUUGGUCAUGAAUCGUUCAUUCAUUGCAUAGAUGAUUCCUUAGAUGAAAUAGAAAAUUUGAAAAAAGCACGUUUAAAUGAUAAAUUGCCUUCCAUGUCAGUAGAUUUUGUUUAUAAUAUCGAUGAUACUAUGAAAGCCGAAGAUGAUAAUGAUUGUAUUAAACCUUGUAUAAUUAAACCAAAGUAUUCUUUAAGCAUUAAAAAAAAAAUUAUGAUGAGUAACUGUAAAUCCAAAUCCAGUUUGAUAUCUGAAUCAAAUAAGGUCGCUGGCGCAGAUAUUAAUUUCGACGAGUUAAUAGAUCGUUCGACCUCUACCGACGAUGAAAAUGAAUUUGCAAAGAGCAAAUGUAAAGUGGUAAAUAAAUUUGUCAAAAAAUCCAAGAAUUUAGGUAGAGUAGAAGAUCGUAUGUCGAUUGAUUUAUCACCAACAAUAAAUACAAUUGAAUCAUCUUGCAAAGAAACCGUCUCUGCUAAAAUUAUGUCUUCAAAUGGGAAUGACGAAGAAACAGUACCAACAAAUCUAUUAGAAACAAAGACCUCGUUAGAUUUAAAUAAUAUAAAUUUGAAGAAAUUAGGUUUCAAUGAAGAUUUAAUGAAGUGGAUAAGUAGCACUAAAACCCAUCCUUUAAUUUCCUCGAGUACAUUAGCCAUAUCUAAGGAGAAAUUAACAUCCGAAAAAAAUGAUUUGAAAGAUAUUCAAAUAGAAAUAUUGGAAAAAUUUUUCAUAGCGUUUGAUAAAAUUCCUAUUCCAAUAUUGUCCAAGUUUCCUGAAUUUAAUGCUGUUUCUUGUCAACAACUACGAAGUUUAUAUCAAAGGAUAAAGGCUAAAAUACGUCAAGCGGAUAAGAAGCUUCAAAGUAUUAAUAUUCAAGAACAAGAUGAAGAAGUACGAAUUGCAGAAAAUCAACAAUAUUUAGAAAACUCUUACAAUGAUUCUAUUAAUAGUCGUGAAGCAGAUUCUGAUUACGUUCCUUUGUCGACCGAUGUUGACUCUAGUGUUAACGAUAAAAAUAAGUGUAUUAAACGUGUAUGUGAUACUAGUUUCGUCAGCGAAGAUUGUAUUACAAAAAACGAAGACACAUCGAUGCACAAUAAUUAUAAUAAUCAAGACGUAUACUCUAAUGACUUAUCAUAUUCUAACGAUCACUCGUUCAGACAAUAUCUAAAUCAAAGCAAAGAUAAUUCUGCUAACUCUCCAAUUGAAGUUAAAAAGAAAAGUCGAUUUCAGUUGAAAAUGCCAAUUAAAGCAACCGUUAAUCCCGCAGUGUCCAAACAAAUACAAGAAAUGAUGGAUAGAAAUCAACAAGAUAAAGAAUCCGGCUUCGAUGUAAAUAUUCAGAGCGAGGAGAAAACCCUGACUCAACAGGUAUUUGAACUUCCCGAUUUAGAUAAGGAUAUAGUUAAUAUGAUAACACCAUCUCCGAAUAAACAAUUAAAAAAAUUGAAUCGAUACAGUAAUGACUUUAAAGAAGAUUGUAAUUCCGGUAAUGUACAAAAUGGUGGACAAUUUAUCGGAGAUUUUAAAAACGAUGGUGUCACCGGUGUGUUCGAUAGUUUGGACUAUCCUCAUUCUAGAAAUAUGAUGAAUUUAUUUCGACAAAAAUUUGGUUUGCAUCAAUUUAGACCAAAUCAGUUGCAAACUAUUAACGCUGCUAUCUUGGGAUGUGAUUGUUUCGUUUUAAUGCCAACCGGAGGUGGCAAAUCUUUAUGUUAUCAACUACCCGGUAUACACGCAUUGGGAAUUACAAUUGUAGUUUCACCAUUAAAAAGUCUAAUACUUGAUCAAGUACAAAAAUUAACUUCUCUCGAUAUUCCAGCAGCUCAUUUAUCAGGUAGUGCAACGGAUGGAGAAACACAAAGAGUUUAUACAGAAUUAGCUAAAAAAGAGCCAGCUUUAAAACUUUUAUAUAUAACUCCAGAAAAACUCUCGGCUUCUCAAAAACUAUGCAGUGCUAUUACGGCUUUGUACGAAAGAAGAUUGUUGGUAAGAUUUGUAAUUGACGAAGCUCAUUGUGUUAGCCAAUGGGGACACGAUUUUCGUCCAGAUUAUAAAAAAUUGCGAACACUUCGGGAGAAAUACCCGAGAGUACCAAUUAUGGCAUUAACAGCUACGGCAACACCACGUGUCAGAACUGACAUUCUUCACCAAUUGGGAAUGACUUCCCCCAAAUGGUUUAUGUCAAGUUUCAAUCGGCCUAAUUUACGUUACAUUGUCCAAAGUAAGAAAGGAAAAAAUUCAACGGAAGAAAUCAUCGUAAUGAUUAAAAAUAUGUUUAAAAACGUUUGUGGUAUUGUUUAUUGUCUUUCUAGAAAAGAUUGUGAUAAUUUUGCCAAUUCCAUGAAAACCAAUGGAAUAAAAGCCCUUAGUUAUCAUGCCGGGCUUACUGAUCAGCAGCGAAUAGAUAUACAAGGCAAAUGGAUUUCUGAACAGAUCAAAGUUGUUUGCGCUACCAUUGCCUUUGGUAUGGGAAUAGAUAAACCGAAUGUCAGAUUUGUUAUUCAUGCAACUUUGCCAAAAUCAAUCGAGGGCUAUUAUCAAGAAAGCGGUCGCGCUGGUCGCGAUGGCGAAAAUGCAGAAUGUAUUAUGUUUUAUCAUUACGGUGACAUGAUGAGGCACAGGAAGCUGAUACAGAUGGACGAAUCACAAAAUAUCGAUGCUCAGAAAACCCACAUGGAUAAUCUCUUUAAUAUAGUGGCUUUUUGUGAAAACAAAACCGACUGUCGUAGAUCAUUGCAAUUAAAUUAUUUUGGAGAACUAUUUGAUAGAUCUAUAUGCAUGGCCAAGAGAGAUACUACUUGUGAUAAUUGUAGAAGUCAAGGACAAUUUUGUAACGAAGAUGUAACGGAACAUGCUAAAGCCCUUGUGACGUUAAUUCGAGAUUUCUCAAAGGGAAGAAUUAGCAUUACGAUUUUGUAUAUAGCAGACGUCUAUAAAGGCAGCAAUUUAAAGAAAAUUCGGGACUUGGGUCACGAUCGUCAUCCCCUGUAUGCUAAAGGAAAGUUAUGGAAAAAAUACGAAAUUGAAAGAUUGAUGCAUAAAUUAGUAAUAGAUGGUUAUCUUAAGGAAAACUUGUAUAUAAAUAAUGAAAUUACUUGUGCUUAUGUUGGGCUUGGACCAAAAGCUCAAGAAUUGAUGACCUGCAACAACGUUAAGAUAUUUUUGCAAAUAAAGAAGGAAUCGUCAUCGUCAUCGUCAUCUACCAAAGUAGCUACUGUAUCAAGUGCAUCAAACGCUGCCGAUAAUAAGCAGGGCUUAGAUAUAGACUUAAAAGAAUUGAAGCAACAAUGUUACACGGAAUUGGCUCAAAUUAUUAAUGGUAUUGCUGGUGCUUUGGAUGUUUCAGCCAAUUCUAUAAUGAAUAUGGUUGCUGUUCGAGUGAUGAGCGAGCAAUUGCCUGAAACAGAAGAGGCAAUGCUGAAGAUACCCCAUGUCACGAAAGCUAAUUUUCUUAAGUACGGUAAAGCUUUGCUUGACAUAACUCAGAAAUACGCAGCAGAAAAGUUGGUAUUGCUGGCCGAGCAUGAGGAAUCGACUAAAACAUCUGCUACGACCACCGUGGCUCCAUAUUUUAACGAUGAUAACGAAUGGUGCGAAACUAAAAAUAGUAGCAUAAAGAGUAAUCGAAAAAGAAAAGGAGGAUUCAAAAACGGUCGUUUUACAAAAUUUAGACGUACUGCUAACAGCCCCAAAGUUGGAUCUAGUCAAAAUUCAGGAAAAGCUCGAAAUACUAGUACCACAAAAACCAGAGGUAAAGCUGGAAGAUCGUCUAAGCCCGCAGGACCUGGCCUCGUUGAAUUUUCCCAUAAGAAGCAAGCAGGACGAUUUCUAAAUAUUAUUUAGUGAGAAUCAUUGUUUUCACUGGGUAUAUACUUUUUUGUACAUUUGUAUCCACAGUAUUAUA
Molecule: messenger RNA, 3961 nt
Organism: Ceratosolen solmsi marchali
Lineage: Eukaryota; Metazoa; Arthropoda; Insecta; Hymenoptera; Agaonidae
Product: Bloom syndrome protein homolog
Exons: 12
Coding region: 154-3900 (1248 amino acids)
Biological process (GO): DNA replication; double-strand break repair via homologous recombination
Cellular component (GO): chromosome; cytoplasm; nucleus
Molecular function (GO): ATP binding; nucleic acid binding; four-way junction helicase activity
Source: RefSeq, a predicted model, not a curated record